AUGGUUGAAGGCCUUACCCGACAAUCCCUCAACGCUCUGGUUAGGGUCCACCCGGAAACAGUUCUCUACGCCGAGAAUGGAGGGUACUACCUGAAGAACAUGGAUGACGAGGUCGUUGCCAUCACUGCUGACGACCUAUGCAUGGAGCUGGACGUUGCUUUUGCCAGCGUUGAUGCCGAUGUUGUGACUCUGGAUCUUUCGGGGGGCAAAUGUUACGAGGAGAAAUAUUUGUCAAAAGAAUCGAAAAAGUUGAUGUAG
This is a messenger RNA of Penicillium canescens, 258 nucleotides long. RefSeq lists its product as uncharacterized. The coding region runs from base 1 to 258 and encodes 85 amino acids. The transcript has 2 exons. The record is from RefSeq and is a predicted model, not a curated record. Lineage: Eukaryota; Fungi; Ascomycota; Eurotiomycetes; Eurotiales; Aspergillaceae.